AUGGAGGCAAGGCCAAAGUUCGCCGUCGAUGUCUACUUGUCAUACAGCCAUGUAUCAAACCACAUCGACCAGGAUCUCGACGGGUAUAUUCAGUGCGUCCAUCAUCUCAACUUCAGUCUCCGACACCUUGUUCCUGCUCCGCGGAUAAAAUCACGACCCCAGACCCUAUCAGAGGGAGAAGAGUCCAGGGCUACAACAUCGGGCCGGACAAGCAUCGUGGGGAAAUAUUACCCGCAUGCGAUGCGCGAAUGGCCCGACUUUGACGACCGGUGCGGGCAGUCACUCGCACGCAUAAAGGCUGCCCUUAGCCAUCAACUAGUCUUCCCGUCCAUCAUCAACAUGCACGCUAUGGCUAGGGAGAUUAGGGAUGAACUACCCCCCGAAUUCUUAGGAUCGGAAUCAUUUCUCAACGAGAUGACGACAUCCGAGUUCAUCCACAAGACUCUCCAGAUACCCGCUCGGAGGAUUCUGAACGCGGGUUCGAUGCAGACAAGCGGAGACAACGGUGAGCCCGGACCCGAGGCGACUGCUAGGCCACCACCCAAGACGCAGCCCGACUGCUAUGUGCUUGCAACCGACACUAUAGCCCCGCCCGGAGACGUGGGCGAUGACGACGCAGCGCAGCAUGGAUUCGACGACGAUCUCCUAGCUAGUGGCCCUCCAUAUAACGUCCGUCGCAUCGGCCUAGCGGAGCACAAAGCCCUCCAUCGUCUACGUGCGGCGACCAUGGCGGGCUACGUUGAUGAUUCGAUACCCGAAGACUACAUGGUCUUCUACGCCCGCGCACUGACGCAGGCAUUCCACUACAUGGUCUCCUCAGGUGUUGAGUUUGGGUAUAUGGCCACCGGCGAGACGCUCUCCUUCCUGCGGGUGCCGCCUGAAGGCCCGACCACUCUUCUCUACCACGCAUGUCUCUUUCCCCAAUAUACCGCGACUCCCAGCCCGGCCGAAGGUAGCGGUCAGCUAUCAGACAACGAGAAGGGCCGGCUCGCCGUAUCGAUGCUCUCCGCCGUCACUCUCAUGGCCCUUGAAACGACACCCUACCGAGUGCGUAGACGUGGCCUCAACCUUUCCCAGCUGACCCGCUUCCCCGAGCUACCGGCCUCCGGCACGGCUGCGUCGAGCCCGGGAGGCAGAUCCGCAUCGCGCAAACGACGUCGCGGUGAGGGCAGCGACCGAGACAGCACGGACGACGAAGGCCAUCGGGACGACGACGAUGCGCACUCUGCAUCGAGCAACACGAGGCGUCGUCGACGCAGCUCACCACUCAAGAAGCAACGGAACGUAUCGGACGUCGAGGGCGGCCAGAGGUGUGCAGGGGUGAAGAGGAAACGGGGCGGGGACGGAGCAGCGCAGCUCCAGCGGCCAGCCAAACCCGGCCUGCGAAGCCAGCGUGACCCAUCGACAUUUCGUCCCAUCCGGCCCUUCUGCACCCAAGGAUGCCUGCGCGGUCUCGUGCACGGCGAGGAGAUGGACCCCGGCUGCCCUAACGUUCUGCUACACAUGCAGGCAGCAUCGCGCGACUCCAGGUCCCUGCAGGCGUCGGUCCAGCAUGCGUUGACGCUAGACGAACUCCGCGAAGCAGUGCAGCUGCAGCUCCUCUCCAACGCCGAGCAGGACUGCGACUGCAUGCUCGAGCGGUGCCUAGUCGGUGCUAUCGGCUGCCUCUUCAAGAUCACCGCUACGGGGUAUGGAUAUACAUUCGUGUCCAAGGGCGUGGAGUCGUUCAAUAGCUACCGGCUGCUACGCGAGGUCCGUGUCUACGAGAGGCUUGCAGAGCAGCAAGGGGUGACGAUACCGGUAUGCCUCGGCAUGGUGCCGCUGCUCCUGCCAUAUCCCAUGACGAACGGUGCGCUCGUAACGCACAUGCUUCUCAUGUCGUUUGCGGGUCUGGGGCUAUAUAGCCAACGUGCUCAGCGGCUCGCUGAGAUGAGCGGUGCCGACCUCGGGCGCGAGUCGGAGCGCACUCUCAGGGAGCUCGAAGCCGUGGGCCUCGUCGAAAGUGACGAUGUGAACUGCGGGAACCUGACCUGGAACCGCGAGCUGCAACGCGUCAUGAAGAUUGAUUUCGACCACGCCUCGGUCAGCGGGUCCGAGACGCUCAGUCCGGCCAGCAAGGCAAGCCCGGCAGCAAGCCUCGGAAGCUCCCGCCACUCCCUAAAGCCUCUAGGCCGCAAAAAGGCGAGACCGCCUAGCGGUAGGAGGGCAUGGGACGACGGCGAGCGUGCUCGAAGCCUCUCUAGCUUGCUGCGGAACGCACGACGGUCCGACUCUUUCAUCGCCAGUCUCCUGACUGAUACCAUAUUGUGA
This is a messenger RNA of Geosmithia morbida, 2310 nucleotides long. RefSeq lists its product as uncharacterized. NCBI's taxonomy places the organism in Eukaryota, Fungi, Ascomycota, Sordariomycetes, Hypocreales, Bionectriaceae. The record is from RefSeq and is a predicted model, not a curated record. The transcript is spliced from 5 exons. Bases 1 to 2310 code for a protein of 769 amino acids.